CAGAGCUUUUUUUGUUUGUUUCAUCUUUCUGGUGAUAGAAAGGGAUUCUUUCUUUUCUUGAAAAUGUGACUUGACAGAGGACAGGAUCUUUAUCUCGUUUUUUGUCCCUUUCCUAAUCAAGCCACUUCUUCCAACAGUUUUUCCCCCUUAGGAUAUGAAGAGAGCACUGAAGAAGACAUUCAUUUAUUUAGUUCCUUCACUCAAUCACCUUCCUCCCCCUUGUCGCUUUGCCUGACUGGCUGCUGAGCUGACUCUCUGCCUUGUUGGCUCACUCUCUCACUGGAGUCUCGCUGUCGGUUCACUCACACAGUGUGUGAGCUUCGCAGAGGCAGAGGUGGCCAAAGAGGGUUGCAAGAGCCAAGUCAGUCUCUAAGGGUCUGGGAAGUGGGAUCUCUGCUCCAUUUCUGUCUUUGUCUUCUUUGGUGGAAUAUCAAAUGUGAGCAGAGGAAAUCUCUGUCUUCUCCAGCACAGACCAUUGACCACUACUCUUGUGCUGCAUCCAUGACUUUGCAUACCUGGUUUGUGUAUGGGUUUGGAUUUAUCUUGGUUUCGACACUCUGCUUGGCACAAGUCCAGGGGCUGCAGUGCUAUGGCUGCAACAUCAUCCAAGGCCAGAGGUAUGUGGACGUGGGCUGCUCCAACCCUGAAGUCAUCACCUGCACCCACUCACACAAGGGCUUCAAACACCGUUUCUGCAUCAAGACAGAGAGCACGGCCCUGGGUAUCGUCCUGACCAGCGGCUGUGCUACUUCCAGACACUGCCAGCAACAGGAGCUGCCAGGGGUGCGGAUCCACUGCUGUCAUUCUGACCUGUGUAACAGCACCCCCCUCUGGCAUUCAAGCACAGUCCACUACGUCUGUGCGCUGUUCAGUCUCCUGCUGAGGUUGUGGCUGUGAUCUGAAAUCGGUCUCUGGAUAAACAUCAGUGGACUCCUCUCUCUGCUGCUCAUGUUAGUGGCAGAAUAAACAUGGUACUCAGUAUGGUGUUACUGGUAAGCACCUGGGAAAAGGUUUUGCCUCACUGUUGGUUCGGACCAACAAUCACACUGAAGGCAAAACAACAUGAUGAACAUGUUUGAGAAACAAAAAUACGCCACAUACCACAGUCACCAGUAAUCUAUUAUGUAUAUUCACUCAUUCCAUAAAAAUAGCUUGUCUAUGGGAAUAUAUUCAAAGAUGUGUGUUCAAGUAACACUGUCAGUUCAGUUGAAACACCUUGUAAAAGGCGAUGUUUCUUAGAUACAUUGGUGCAGGAAGACAUGCAUCACUUUUCUGUGUUAAAGAAUUUGCUAUCUUUUUCAAGGUCAAAUUUGUGUCUAUUAUGUUCUCCUAACAUCACAUGCUACUUACUUUUUAAAACAAAGUAUAACUGUUUUUUAAUUGUCUUGUGCAGUUCUUACUGGCCAUACUUGAAAACACACCGCAUGUAACUCUCCUAUAAAAUAUUGUUCAGUGGCAGCAUGUAGUGUUGUGAU
Messenger RNA from Cololabis saira (Pacific saury), 1475 nucleotides. RefSeq lists its product as uncharacterized. The record is from RefSeq and is a predicted model, not a curated record. Bases 502 to 897 code for a protein of 131 amino acids. Lineage: Eukaryota; Metazoa; Chordata; Actinopteri; Beloniformes; Belonidae. The transcript is spliced from 3 exons.